Phyllostomus discolor (pale spear-nosed bat) is the source of this 4306-nucleotide messenger RNA. It is a transcript of the gene ZMAT4, whose product is annotated as zinc finger matrin-type 4. The transcript is spliced from 7 exons. Lineage: Eukaryota; Metazoa; Chordata; Mammalia; Chiroptera; Phyllostomidae. The record is from RefSeq and is a predicted model, not a curated record. Gene Ontology annotation, molecular function: zinc ion binding; nucleic acid binding. Bases 245 to 934 code for a protein of 229 amino acids.
UGAAACCAAUGCAGUCCUGCCCGGGACUGGAGAGCCAAUCGCAAGAGCAGAGGGCGGGGCGUCGGCGCCAGCAGAUAAUUGCUAAGUGCAUCGCUAGCACAGUUGGUCGGAGCUGCUGAAAGGUCUGGUCGCAGAAACAGGAACGCGUAAUCCUCAGCGUGCUCCAUCCCGGCAGCAUCCUUCCACGGCUCGGCAGGGCAGCGAGCCUCCGGGCACCAGCCCCUCUGCUCCGCGGAAAAGCCUGAUGAAGUCCUCCGAUAUCGAUCAGGAUUUAUUUACUGACAGUUACUGCAAGGUGUGCAGUGCACAACUGAUAUCCGAAUCUCAGCGCGUGGCCCAUUACGAGAGUCGAAAACAUGCAAGCAAAGUCCGACUGUAUUACAUGCUUCACCCCAGGGAUGGUGGGUGUCCUGCCAAGAGGCUCCGGUCAGAAAAUGGCAGUGAUGCCGACAUGGUCGACAAGAACAAGUGCUGCACGCUCUGUAACAUGUCCUUUACCUCGGCGGUGGUGGCCGACUCCCACUAUCAAGGCAAAAUCCAUGCCAAAAGGUUAAAACUGUUGCUAGGAGAGAAAACUCCACUGAAGGCCACAGCAACGCCCCUGAGCUCACUUAAGCCUCCGAGGGUGGACACUGCUCCGGUGGUUGCGUCUCCCUACCAGAGAAGAGACUCAGACAGAUACUGUGGGCUCUGCGCAGCCUGGUUUAAUAAUCCUCUGAUGGCCCAGCAACAUUACGAUGGCAAGAAACACAAAAAGAAUGCGGCAAGAGUGGCUUUGUUAGAACAACUUGGGACAACUCUGGAUAUGGGGGAACUAAGAGGUCUGAGGCGCAACUACAGAUGUACCAUCUGCAGUGUCUCUCUAAACUCAAUAGAACAGUAUCAUGCCCACCUGAAAGGAUCUAAACAUCAGACCAACCUGAAGAAUAAGUAGUGAAAACAUCAAUCAAGAAAUGAGAAAAAUAUCAGGAUUUCUCUGCCGUGGAGAAUUGCUUAUCAACCACCAGAGGAUUCUUUCUUGAACAAUGAACAUUUCUUACGAGGAUUCACAAAUUAACAUAUGACUAAUCUUAGUUUUGGGGAGUAAAUGAGCUUUCUUUUUUUUUUAAUUUUGUGGUAAGUUGUGAUGUGUGGAUGGAUUUUUAAAUUCUUUCCUGAUAAUAUAUUCAGCUCAUGUUAAAUUAUAACCCUAUAGAAAACAGUGGGAGCAUCGUUUAAACUUAAAGACAGUGGAAAAAUCUUUAUCUCCAGCUUAUUCUAGACUCCUUUAACAUAUAAAAUUAUUCUAUUAAAUCCUUGAUGAUUGAGAUGUAAACCACCUCUAUCAAGAAACAAACAUUAUUUUUUCAUCAUGUUGAACAUGACUAUGGCAACAUGCACUGAACCAGAAAAAAUCACUAUUAGUAGAAGAUAAAUAAUGAAUGCAAAUCCUGGUCCUUCUCGUUUCGCCUUCAAAAGUGUGAGCCAGCUUUGCCAUCUGAACACCGAGGAGGAAGCUGGUAAAUAAAGGAAGAAUCCCCAUCUCUGUUUUCUGAUCAUUCAAAGAACAGUUUCUCAAGGUUAAGCCAAGUCCUCUUUGCAAGCUGCCAAAAUAAUAGCUUAGGAAAAGAAUUAGUUUGCCUGCAUGAUGAUCCUCUUAGGCAAAAAAGUCUUCACAGCAGUUGACCUUGAUGAAAUAUUUUCCCAAAGGCAUCCAAAAGAAGAAUUAUAAAUCCCGGAAUGAGAGAGAAGUAAAUGAAUAUUUCUUAUGAAGUUGGCCUGACUUGUGGGCUUUAAUGUGGGGUACUGACGAUGUGGAAAAAAAGUAAAUUCUGAAGAAUGACAGCCUGGGGUAUGAUGAGGUCCCCUAUUCCUCUGUUUCUCACUGAUGCCCUCUUUCUGAGCCAAGAUUCAAUCACUUUGGAAAAAGCACCAGUGGCCAAUAUGGCUAACUGGAACACUUACUGUCUGAUGGGGAAUAUCUCUAAGAAUAAAUCAUAAAGCUCUUUCUCUAGGUUUAAUUCUUCUCCAUCAGGGCUGGAUGUGGUGUCCUGCAGGCUGGCUGGAAAGCCGGGCAUUUAGUUUCUAUUCAUGAUGUUUCUCAGUGCUCUCUGGCUGGGGUUACCCUUUGUUCAUUGUGACUACAGGCAACUGAUCUCCAGAUGUCAGCGUUUCUGGUCACCUGUUGUUUUUCUACAGAGAGCUGAGGUGGUUACAUCUCAGUGAGCAAUAAAUGAAAUGACUUAGAAAUGCACAGCAUUGUUAUUCAGGUAUCUGAAAUUUGGCACCAUCCCUGGAGGCAGGCCCACUCAGGAGGGACCAGGGUGGCCAGUUUCCAUGCCUGCAGAAAGCAGCAGCCACACCAGCCGCAGCCGUCCUGUUGGAAAGAAGGAAGGUUUUGAUGGGAAGCAACCUAUCUUGCUGUUUUGGAAAGCACACAAAAAAGAGCUACCAACCUUCAAUGACGACUUUAGUUCAAAUGUGUAAAAUAUGGCUUUAUUUGUCAAUCCUGCUGUAAAAUAAGCACUGUCCAUGUUUUAAAAAAAGUCUUUGUUUUCCUUUGUGUUUAGCGUGUGAGCUCAUGCCCUCAGGUGUUUUCGUUUUUGUGUUUUUAAUAAUCUAAUAUAGUGUAGACGAGCCUAUGAACAUAGAUCUCUUUUCCUUUACAGAGAGGCUCUGCCAACAUUUAUAGAUAAGCUUCCAGAUAUAAUAAUCUGAUUAUUUCAGAAUUCUUCAUUGAAGCGCCAUCGCUUGCUGGCAAGCUGUCGAGUGAAAGUGAAUACCCUGCCAGACACUUUGUUUUCAAAUCUCUUUACAUAUUUUGCCCAUGCAAAUAAGGGAAAUUAUCAUUCCAGGGAACCAUGGAGGUGAUAUGUUCAGCUUUAAACAAAAAGAACCUAUGAAUAUACUUAUAUUUUGGGAAGUCUUAAAUGGAAACAUUCCUGCUUGGAAAGCUAGUUGUUUGUUGUCAUUUUGGGGGAGGGUGGGGGUGGGGCUAGGGUAUGGUUAUAUUUGUUUCAUUAGGUCACGUCUCUCAUUCUAGUUUCAUUAUGAAUGAAUGGGGUGAGAUGCAAGGUAAAUAUUUUCAAAGAGGCAAAUUCAUUCUGGCCAAGAGAAAAGACCCUUGCAGAUUUGAGCUUUGUGGAGCUACUCUGGCAGGGCCACCUGAUUACAGUACAGAUUCCAAGAGAGAUAUGGGUAAUCCUCAAUUCAUGUGAACUAGGGAAGAACGCUACCUAUUAGGAAGAGCGAGACUAUCCAAAUUAUCUAUACUUAAAGCACUUUCAGGGUUCCAGAGUACUUGUAGGAAUGUCAAUGAAACUAGCCAACUACUGCCCGUUUGAAGUUUUGCUCCAAUGAGGGAGAAAUGAUUCAGAAUUAACAUAGCACUCAAGCCUAACGGCGGCGUCCUUCUAUUAGAGUAAAAUUUUUGUAUUUAAAGGGAUACUUGCUAAGUAGUUGAAAUAGUCUGUCUUUUUUCAGAGAUAAAAUGCUCCUACAGUCCUGGUUAUGAAAUUCACUUAUUUUCCAAAGAGUUUUUCUUCCUAAGUGCAGAGGUGAGAGCUUCAGGCUAGCACUUGUGCCAGUGGCCACAAAUGCCAUGGCUGUGAAACCCAAAUUAAUGAGCUUUCAUUAUACAUGGUCUUCACAGCCAAGUGCACUAAUAAAUAUGAUCAUAAAGCAAUCUGCUAAGUGGAGAGGACUACAGUGAUCCCUCUUGCUGAUAAAAGUGGUAAUAAAACUCUCAUCUGCAAUCGCUUGCCUACAAAGACCAACAGGAUUUGUUUUUCAUCUGCCCCUCAGAUGGCAUAUAAAUAUAAAUAGGAACUGCAGGAGUCUUUAGACCUUUCUAUCGAAGUGAGUUUAUUAGACCAAUCGGACCAAGAAAAGAAAAAUAGGAAAUAUUUUGAUGAAAAAUGCUAAUAUUCCCGUGGGGAAAUUUGAGCCCUGGGGUUGGGUGGGGUGGGGUGGGAGCACACCUUUUCUGAAGACAAUCUUUGAGCGAGGUGUUUCUGACAGGCCGUUGUGAGCACAGUAUAUUAGAACUCCAACAAGAAAAUAACCUUUCCAAACUGUCAGGUGAUAAAAUUACUACCCUCUCUACAUUCCAUCCAAGAUAAAUAUGCAUUGCUUGUUUGACCAGCUUGUACAAGGAAUUGAUUGUUGUUCUUUUGUGACCAGAAUGAGAAGGGUCCGAUCAACACAUUAUUAUGGCAACAGAUCUUUUUUUUCCUGCUUCUUACAUAACAUAUUCAUGCUGAAGUCAUGCUAAACUACCUCAUAGGUUUGUGGUGUGGAUGAGCUAAUUAAUAAACGUCAAGUGCUU